AUGGGUGACGAAAACAAUACAUCGACUGAUGAAAAUCGCAAAUUACAAGAUAUCUUCUUGGAGGCAUGGAAUCAAUAUGAGUUUUUGGAUGAAACAACCAUCGAUACGAAUAGUGCCGAAUAUCAAAAUAAAGUAAAGGAUGGCAUUAAAAAUUUCGAAUUGGCUACGAAAAUUGUUAGCCAAAUUAAUAUGUUUAGUACCAAUGAAUUUAUCGAUGAGGUACCAACAGAAUCACUGCAAUAUUUGCUGUUACCAUUUUUCCUCGGCAAGUUAACAUUGAAAUGUUACAAAGAGGAACGCGGUGAAGUUUUGGGAAAGGCUGAGGUAUAUUUCAAAGACUUCCUACAACGUUGUCAAAAUUAUGAAUUAUGUGAUGGUCCGAAAAUGUCAAAUGACGAGGAGAAUUCUCAACAAAGCGGUUGUAUAGAUACAACCCAACAAUUGGUAGCAUCCGCUGUGGCACGCAACAACAAAAUUGCCCAGUUCAGGAGAAAAAAGGAAUUAGAAGAACAAAUCAAGAAAAUGCGUGUUGCCGUUCGCUGUGAAAAUGUCGAUGAUGAAAUUAAGCGGAAUUUCUUUCUAAACUUCAUACAAAAAAGUAUUAUCGAAACUAAUGAAGAGUUGCAGGAUAUAAAAUUGGAAAAGGGUGUUGUGGAAAUGCGCAAACAACGUAUGGCUGAAUUUGGCACAACACGUAUGGAUGAUAUUUUACCACCCGGCAGUGUAAUAGGUCCUGGUGUAUCAGCUGGCAUGGGACCCAGUGGUCAUUCACAUAACCACGGUCAUGGACACAGUCACCAUCAUCAUCAUGGUGCAGCUCCUAAACCAAAACCCAUGCAACCAUUUAUUAUUACAAAAGAUGCUGCACAAAAGGCCGUGUUUGGUAUGGGUUAUCCCAGUUUGCCGGUUAUGUCCGUUGAUGAAUUCUAUCAGCAACGUGUUGAUGAGGGUGUUUUUCCCGAUGAAGAAAAAAUGGCUCGUAUAAAUGCAGAAAAGGCAUUGGCCGCCGCCCAAGAUCCCGAAGAAAAAGAGGAGGAAGAAAAGGCCGCCAUGGAGGAGAAAAUCGAAAAUGAUGAUCCAGAAAAUUUGGCACGUAUGCGUCGUAUGGAUGAAUAUCGGGACGUGGUUAGACGUGGUGAUGGCAAUCGUCAUAAUCGCAGUUAAAUUUU
This is a messenger RNA of Musca vetustissima, 1169 nucleotides long. RefSeq names its product immunoglobulin-binding protein 1 (gene Tap42). The transcript has 3 exons. Gene Ontology annotation, molecular function: protein phosphatase 2A binding. The record is from RefSeq and is a predicted model, not a curated record. The coding region runs from base 1 to 1164 and encodes 387 amino acids. Gene Ontology annotation, cellular component: cytosol. Gene Ontology annotation, biological process: regulation of dephosphorylation; regulation of signal transduction. NCBI's taxonomy places the organism in Eukaryota, Metazoa, Arthropoda, Insecta, Diptera, Muscidae.